AUGCUGGAGGUUUCAGUCAACGGACUGCACGUGAACCUGCAGUACUGUCAGGCGGCAGUGGUGGCCGAGACCUGGCCGGCCGUGCUCGUCGUGGCGGCCGAUCACGCGCUCAUCACGACGCUGUCGCCGCAGACGCUGUCGAGGCUCAAAGCCACGGCCUAUCGCUCCAUCAAGACGUGGGCCCGCUCUCGUGGCCUCUAUGCGGCGCGCUUCGGCUACCUCGGCGGCAUACAGAUCGCCGUGCUGUUGGCGCGAGUAAUGAAGCUGAUGGCAGCUGCAACAGACGACGACGACGACGACGACAGCAGUGCGGUGCCCGACAUCCUGGCAACCUUCUUCCGCGACUAUGCCGGUUUUGACUGGGCGACGCAGAUGGCCUUUGACCCGUUCUUCCACGGCCACAAGGCUCCGCAUGUUCGGACGGCCGGCGAGCCGCUCGUGAUUCUGGGCUACCACCGGCCGCAGCUCAAUACGAGCAUGUCAGCGUCGGUGUCGUCGGUGCGUGUGCUCGCGGCCGAGCUCCGGCGUGCCGACCGCUUGCUGAGCGCCGGCCGAAUCAGCUGGGAUGCUUUUCUGGGCGGUGGAGGUGACGAAGGAGAUAGCAGCACAAUCGUUGCUGGCAGGCUUCUGUCUGGCGCUGCCACAUUUGUGUGUGCCUACCGGACGUACGUCAAGAUCGACCUGCAGUAUUGGGGCCUGUCGCUGCAGCGAGGCGCCUCGUUUGUCGGCUGGCUCGAGUCACGCUGUGCGAUGCUGCUGGUCGACGUGGCGCGACGACUGCCGCAGCUCAACACGCACAUCUGGCCAGGGCGGUUUGUGGAAGGGGAUGAGGGGGAUGGAGAGGGUGACGAUGCAGAAAUUGGUACAGAGACCACGCAGUAUCAGGGCUGCUACCUGAUCGGGCUCGAUCUGGCGGCGUCGCUCUCGCGGGACGACCGACGCAUUGCGCUGGACACGCUGCAGUCGGUGCUUUCGACGUUUGAGCGACAGAUGCGGCGAUCAGGUGGCGAGUACGAUGCGCAGUGGAUGUGGCUGGGCGUGAGCAUUGCGAGCCGGACGGAUCUGGGCGAUGUCGGCCGUCUGCGGCUGGACGAGCGAGCCUGGUACACGUCGGAGGAGGAGGAAGAGGAGGAAGAGGAAAUUGAAGAGGAAGAAGCACGGCCCAAGAAGAAGGACAAAAAAGACAAAAAGAACAAGGACAAGGACAGAUUCAAGGCAGCGUCCCAAGUGGGCACAGGCAAGAAGUUCCGGUCGGCGCAGGAUGUGAUCAAGCGGCUACGCUGGGAUCCGCAGCUAGACCGUGCUGACUACGUUGUCAGAUACGAAGACCGUUUCGUCGGCGCGCAGGAGCGGCCGCUCAGCGCGUGGAAGUCGGAGCAGACGGACGAGGAGUUCAUCCCGCAACACCGCGUGCUGUAUUUUCGGCGGCGCAGCGACGGUGCCGUGAUCUGGGACCGGCGAGCGCGCAAGGACGAAGUGUUUGGGAGCGGGAUGUAG
Molecule: messenger RNA, 1497 nt
Organism: Grosmannia clavigera kw1407
Lineage: Eukaryota; Fungi; Ascomycota; Sordariomycetes; Ophiostomatales; Ophiostomataceae
Product: duf455 domain containing protein
Exons: 2
Coding region: 1-1497 (498 amino acids)
Cellular component (GO): nucleus
Molecular function (GO): RNA binding; poly(A) RNA polymerase activity
Source: RefSeq, a predicted model, not a curated record